Octopus sinensis (East Asian common octopus) is the source of this 1588-nucleotide messenger RNA. Its product is annotated as electron transfer flavoprotein subunit alpha, mitochondrial. The record is from RefSeq and is a predicted model, not a curated record. Lineage: Eukaryota; Metazoa; Mollusca; Cephalopoda; Octopoda; Octopodidae. The coding region runs from base 116 to 1132 and encodes 338 amino acids. Gene Ontology annotation, cellular component: mitochondrion. Gene Ontology annotation, molecular function: electron transfer activity; flavin adenine dinucleotide binding. The transcript is spliced from 10 exons.
CUCUCUAUCUCUCUCUCUAUCUAUCUCCCUUCUAUACCCCUCCCUCUGUAUCUCUCCCUUACUCUUAUCCCCUCUCUCUAUUUCCAUAGUUUCAGUAUUAUAUCUUCCCAUCGAAAUGUUGUCUUCGUGCAGACAUCCUGGGUUUCGUACUCUUCUGAGGAACUUCGCUAAACAGCAGCGCUUUGCCAGUACAUUGGUAAUUGCUGAACACAACAAUGAUACACUCGGCUCUAUUACUCUGAAUGCAAUUAGUGCCGCAGCAAAGAUUGGUGGAGAUAUCACAUGUUUGGUGGCAGGAACUCAAUGUGCCAAGGUUGCAGAAUCUGUGAGCAAAGUAAAAGGUGUUGGAAAAGUUCUAGUUGCCGAAAAUGAAUCCUUCAGUGGUUUCUUACCAGAAUCCCUGACUCCAUUGAUAGUUAACCUGCAGAAUCAGUUCAAAUUUAGUCAUGUUUUGGCCGGUGCCACAGCUAUUGGGAAAAACCUGUUACCCCGAGUUGCUGCUAAACUUGAUAUUUCACCAGUUAGUGAUAUCAUAGGUAUUAAAUCAGAAGAUACAUUCGUACGCACUAUUUAUGCUGGUAAUGCCAUCCAAACAGUACAGGUGACUGAGAGUGUAAAGGUGGUUACUGUACGAGGUACUUCUUUCGACCCGGCUUCUACAGAUGGUUCUGGUGCUGCUAUUGAAAAUGUUCCUGAUGCCACUGUUGAGAACUCUGUUUCCAAAUUUCAAGGCCAACAACUGUCAAAAAGUGACCGGCCUGAGCUGUCCAGUGCCAGUAUUGUUAUAUCUGGAGGACGUGGAAUGAAGAGCGGAGACAACUUCAAGCUCCUUUAUGAUCUUGCUGAUAAAAUGAAUGCAGCUGUUGGUGCAUCUCGUGCUGCAGUUGAUGCUGGUUUUGUCCCUAAUGAUCUUCAGGUUGGGCAGACAGGCAAGAUUGUGGCACCGGACCUUUAUAUGGCUGUUGGUAUAUCCGGUGCAAUCCAGCAUUUAGCUGGCAUGAAAGACAGUAAGAUUAUUGUUGCUAUCAAUAAGGAUCCAGACGCUCCUAUCUUUCAAGUUGCGGAUUAUGGAUUAGUGAUGGACUUAUUCAAGGCUGUUCCUGAGAUGACAAACCUUAUCAAGAGUUCCUGAUGUUCUCACGCUGUGUGACCUAGUGAUCAGGUGAUGGUGUAACACAGAACAUUGGCUGGUUUGGUCUGACCAGAUGUAACGUGGAGACACUUGAUUAUAGUAAUCACACACACACACACACACACACAUUUAUAAAAUAAAUUCACACACACACAUAGGCAUACAUUAAUCUCAAAGGACACACAUACAUUUACUUACACUGUUUAAUACAAACACACACAGACACACACGUAUAUACAGUCUGGUAUACACACAUACUCUCUAGCAUAUGCUUCUGAGACUGCUACACACAUACAAAACAGUGUCAUACACAUGCAUACUACAUGCACACAAAUGUAUACACACACACACACACACACACACACAUAUAUACAUACUGACUUAAAUAUACACAUAUACAGUUAUGUAAAUGUUCUUUACUGAUGAAUAAACAAAGUUGUGAUAAUUUUAUUUACA